UUCAGCAGUUUUGUUCUCCCAACCGCCUGCUGGAGUAAUCCGUCCAGAGGUUUUAGUAUUGUGUCGAUCUGCUUUCUGGCUGGUUGUGUGUCAGCUUAUUUCUCGAAUCAUUUCAUUUGCAAGUCAUUCGUCAUGCGUUUAGUGGUUGCGGUUUUGGCAGUGAUGCUCAUCAUCGGGCUCGCACAGGCUAUUCCUGCCAAGGAAAAACCAACGGCCAAGUGCAAUGCGGCAUGCACUGAUGAUUACACCCCGGUGUGCGGCGGGGUAAAGGGCAGCAAGGACAAACCCAUCAGUUUUGGAAAUGAAUGCGUUAUGCAAAAGUACAAUUGCGAGAACAAAAAGAGCUUGACUGUGCUCUCUCAAGGUGAAUGUCCCGGAGGCGGCGGUGUGAGAUUGCAGUAAAGAAGGAAACGAAGCACAUUGAUUGAUUAUGCUUGACUUUUGCCUCACGCAAUUUUGCAAAUGUAUCAAAAAGGCGACAACAAAUAAAAUAUUUUCGUUUUA
This is a messenger RNA of Aedes albopictus (Asian tiger mosquito), 504 nucleotides long. RefSeq names its product turripeptide Pal9.2-like. Lineage: Eukaryota; Metazoa; Arthropoda; Insecta; Diptera; Culicidae. Bases 133 to 402 code for a protein of 89 amino acids. The record is from RefSeq and is a predicted model, not a curated record. The transcript is spliced from 3 exons. Gene Ontology annotation, molecular function: protein binding.